This is a messenger RNA of Amorphotheca resinae ATCC 22711, 1033 nucleotides long. RefSeq lists its product as hypothetical. Gene Ontology annotation, cellular component: RNA polymerase I complex; RNA polymerase II, core complex; RNA polymerase III complex. The record is from RefSeq and is a predicted model, not a curated record. Gene Ontology annotation, molecular function: DNA-directed RNA polymerase activity. The transcript is spliced from 2 exons. The coding region runs from base 371 to 826 and encodes 151 amino acids. Gene Ontology annotation, biological process: DNA-templated transcription. Lineage: Eukaryota; Fungi; Ascomycota; Leotiomycetes; Helotiales; Amorphothecaceae.
CAGGAACUCCAGGCCAGAAGCGUCAGAAGAUAUUCGACUACGCUGAACAGCGCUGUUUGAUUGCGAACAAGGAGGCCAAAGAGCUGAAGGAUUUUCAACUUCUCAUUGACGCCCUCGGACUGAUCAAACUCUUCGACGCAACCCCCGGCUGCUUCGAACGGGCAAUCGAAAGCGCACACGGCGAUACCCCUCUCAAUCAAGAAGAAGAUAUUCUGAAGAUUGUCCCCCUCCCCGAGCACGAGAGUAUUAGCUCCCCUGAUACGCAGUCAAUUGCUCAGUAACCGCAAACUCGAGAGCUGUUUCUCGACGACUUGCGCGCACCCUCACACUUUGCUACCCAUCUUUUUUCCUACCCUUGAUCUCCUUCAGCAUGGCGGCCGCCGGCGACUCGACUCUCUUUGAUGAGAAUUUUACCAUUACGACUUUUGAUCAGUCCAAGUAUGAUCGCGUUGCACGGAUUGGCGCAACUUCUUCGGAUUCUCAGACCGUCAUGACGCUCGACAUCAACACCGAUUUGUAUCCGCUGUCUGUUGGCGAGUCCAUACACAUGGUUCUCGCAUCAUCUUUGGCGUUGGACGGCAGCAAAGACGAUAACAAGGGCUGGAGGGAUGUCGGUCGCGCUGGACAUGGAGGGGAGGCAACACUAGCUGAUAUGUUUGACUACGUCUGCCAUGGCAAGCUCUACAAGUUCGAGGAUGGUGACGAGUCUGGACAGACGAUCAAAGCAUAUGUUUCAUUUGGUGGUUUACUUCUGGCGCUUGAGGGUCCUUACAAGAAGCUUACACCGUUACGCGUCGACUACCUCUACAUGCUCAUCAAGAAAUGAUUGAUUUUCUUUAGCCUCUACUUGCUGGCUUACAUUUCGACAUGACGAUCUCACGAUACGCACUCAUGCCUUUCUUUUCUCAUGCAUAUCACCGGUUGGUUGUAGGCCGGUCAGGCGUUAUGGAUAUCAAAAGCUGGGCGUUGGGCACAAGAUACCUUUCCCACAAUAUGGUACAAUUGAAAGAAAGAAUAUAUCUCUGAGCUCCGU